UUGAAAGUCAAAUAAAUCAACUCGAUUGCUACACUCACAAUGGGCUCUGAAGCACAACGGGUUCGCGCCGCGGUCCUCGCGCGCGACACCAACGAGACGAAGAUCCAGCUGGCCAUCAACAUCGAUGGGGGUGCCUUUCCCGAGGGCAUUGACGAGCGCCUCGUUGCGUCCCUGGAGGGCCAUGCGAGCCAGGUCACGAAGAGCCAGACGAUUAGCAUAAACACCGGAGUUGGAUUCUUGGACCACAUGCUGCAUGCGCUGGCGAAGCAUGCUGGGUGGAGUUUGGCACUCAGGUGUCAGGGUGAUCUUCACAUUGAUGAUCACCACAGCGCAGAAGAUGUCUGCAUCGCCCUUGGCUCUAUGUUUAAAGAAGCUCUCGGCGCACCCAUUGGCGUCGCCCGCUUCGGAUCCGCCUACUGCCCUCUUGACGAGGCCCUAUCCCGCGCUGUUGUCGACCUCUCGAACCGGCCCUACGCCAUCAUUGAGCUCGGUCUCAAGCGCGAGAAGAUCGGAGACCUGAGCUGCGAGAUGAUUCCCCACUGCAUGGAGAGCUUCGCCCAGGCGGCGAGGAUCACCAUCCAUGUGGAUUGCCUGCGGGGUUUCAAUGACCACCACAGAGCGGAGAGUGCGUUCAAGGCUCUGGCUGUGGCUUUACGGACGGCGACGACAAAGGUUGCAGGACGGGAAGGGGAAGUCCCGAGUACUAAGGGCACAUUGAGCACUUAAACUAUUUAUGUAGCAGUAAGAAAUUAAAAGUUAACUCCCAA
Pseudogymnoascus destructans is the source of this 767-nucleotide messenger RNA. It is a transcript of the gene HIS3, whose product is annotated as imidazoleglycerol-phosphate dehydratase. The record is from RefSeq and is a predicted model, not a curated record. The transcript has 2 exons. Gene Ontology annotation, molecular function: imidazoleglycerol-phosphate dehydratase activity. Bases 40 to 726 code for a protein of 228 amino acids. Gene Ontology annotation, biological process: L-histidine biosynthetic process. NCBI's taxonomy places the organism in Eukaryota, Fungi, Ascomycota, Leotiomycetes, Thelebolales, Thelebolaceae.